AUGCUCCUCUCAUCAGUCUUCUCCCUCCUCGCAGCAGCCCAGCAAAUCCCACUCCCACCCCAUCCACCACCCCCUGAACCAGUCCCCUCAACCACAUCAACACUACAAAACCGCCUAAACCAAGCCCUGCCCCAAAUCCAGGCCCUCAAGAGAAUCGGCGGCACAGCCGGCAUCUCCAUCGGCGUCACGUCCCACAACCACGUCCUCCUAAACACCAACCUCGGCUUCUCCAACAUCGACCGCCGCCUCACCGCAAACUCAUCCACAAGAUACCCCAUCGCCUCCCUCACAAAAGCCUUUGUGUCAUCCACAAUCGCGCAGCUCGUCCACGAAGGCCUCCUCAAGUGGGACGAGCCUCUAUCGAGCUACAUACCCGAGCUCGCCUUCGAACACGAUCCAUCACUCGCAGACCAGCUCACCCUCAUCGACAUCCUCUCCCACCGAACUGGCCUCGCUCGUCUCGACGCCCUCUGGCUAGGCGCCGACAGCCAAACCUUUGCCCCCAAGAACUUCACAAUCCCCCUGUGCAAUCACCUCCCGCCCAUCCACCCGAUCCGCUCACAAUGGCUCUAUAACAACUGGAUGUACGCCCUCGCAGGCGAAGUCAUCGAGAGAGUCACAAACCAGUCCUGGGGCAAAGUCCUCUCCUCCCGGAUCCUCAACCCGCUCAAUCUCUCCCACACCACAGCCAUCGCAUCGGAGAUCCCCCCAGACUCAUUAGCCCUACCGUACAUGGUGCUCGACGACGACAACAAGACCCCCGUCCAGGUGGGCAAGAUGGGUCUCACCGACGGCAGCAUCAUGACUUCCGCCGGUGGCAUCCGCAGCACCGUCAGCGAUCUCCUCACCUGGGGAAACACCCUCCUCUCGCUCUACCGAGACGAUGAAAAGAAGCCACCGCUUGCGCUUCUCGACACCGUCCUCUCCGGCCACAGCUUCAUGAACAGCACCGCUGCAACAGACGAGCUCUAUACCUUGGGCUUUGCCAAAGUCGUCAUCCCUGCUCAGUUCGGCAAAAUCGGCUUCAACUCCAUUCUCAUGGACGCCAUGCCCGUGAUAGGAGCCAGCUCCAAGUCGCAGCAAGUCUUCUACCACAGCGGCGCCGGCGCGGGCUACAACCACUGCCUCAUGCUGGUCCCUAGCUCCCAGUCCGUCAUUGUCGUCCUGACCAACUCUGUCUCUCAGGGGGACACUGCCGACUGGAUCGCUCAGACACUGCUCCAGGUUAUAUUAGACGAGAAGCAGCAGCAGCAGCAGCAGCAGCAGCCGCUCGACCUAACGCCAUUUGCUGAGCGAGCCGCUACAAAAUGGAGAGCAACCCACCAGGAAAUCGUCGACGCUCUCGAAAAAGGACGCAAGCCCGACUCGCCAGAACCAAGACAUGACAGCCUCGUAGGCAAAUACUGGCACCAGUCUCGAGCUCUCUACCUCGAGGUAUACUCGGAUGAUGAUGGUGAUGGUGAUGACACCCUGAGAUUCAACAUCAACGGAAGGCCCGAGCAAGAACAUGUCCUGUCACACUACGGCGACGACACAUUCAUCUUCUUGCCGUCGGCCGAUCAGCGGCUUCGCAGGGGCUUGUUCCACUAUGGCCCUGCGGCGUGGCUUUUGCAUUUCGAAAACAGGGAUUCAAGAGGGAGGUUCACGGAGAUUCAGUGGAAUAUCGACAGCCAGGCACCCUCUCCUGAGCGAUUCGUGAGAGACGAAUCUUGA
This is a messenger RNA of Trichoderma reesei QM6a, 1713 nucleotides long. RefSeq lists its product as uncharacterized. The record is from RefSeq and is a predicted model, not a curated record. Lineage: Eukaryota; Fungi; Ascomycota; Sordariomycetes; Hypocreales; Hypocreaceae. The transcript has a single exon. Bases 1 to 1713 code for a protein of 570 amino acids.